AUGAAGACAUGUAGGUUUAUUAUCUCAAGAGAGGAGCCUAGUAACCUCAAUAUAUUUAGAGUAGAUGAAGACACUAACGAAACAAUCGAGAGUUGGGCUUAUCUACAAGACCUCGAGAUUGCCUAUUGCCGGGAUUUUAUAUGUUGCAAUAACUACUUCUUCAACUUGCACGACUUGAUGUACCAUUGUGAGGAAUGCCAUGCAGUCAAAGAUAAUAUUCCAGAGACAUCAGAAAAUAUGCAAAUUUACAGCUCGCAAUCGGCCUAUACUACACACAGUAUCUCAAACAAAGAUCUCACAGUUCUGGAGAACGCACAGGCAUAUCCAAACCUAAUGCAUGAGACCACACAAACUAUGAACAACAUGCCUGAUUUGCUUUCGAAUAGUUCAUCUUAUACAUUAUCAGAUGAUAGUAGCGUAGCUAGUGAAAAAAGUGGUGGACCUGAUAGUCCGCAAAAGAGACCAGUUUAUGAAACACAAAAAUACACCAAUAUUUAUUGGUGGAAGGAUUAUCUACAAAACAAAGAAGAAGUUACCCGAGCUUGGAUUCAAGGGUUUGAUGAGACUUGUUGUGGAAGCGAUCAGUGUAAGCCUCAAGUUGAAAAGCCAUACAAGUGCAAUGCCUCUGCUUGUGGAAAAGCAUAUAAAAACGCUAAUGGACUCAAGUACCACAAGCUCCAUGGUCAUUGUAUCGAAAAACUAGAGAACCGAUUGGACCAUAUAGCAGAAAGACCUUAUGGCUGUACAGUUGGAAGGUGUACUAAACGCUACAAAAAUAUGAAUGGGCUAAAAUAUCACAUACUUCAUACACACAUUCCUUCAUCUGUUAUUCAUAAUAGAAAAAACUUAUAA
Phycomyces blakesleeanus NRRL 1555(-) is the source of this 852-nucleotide messenger RNA. Its product is annotated as C2H2-type zinc finger transcription factor. The coding region runs from base 1 to 852 and encodes 283 amino acids. The transcript is spliced from 2 exons. NCBI's taxonomy places the organism in Eukaryota, Fungi, Mucoromycota, Mucoromycetes, Mucorales, Phycomycetaceae. The record is from RefSeq and is a predicted model, not a curated record. Gene Ontology annotation, cellular component: nucleus.